UUCAGUUAAAUCUCUCCCAAACACAGUCUCAAACCAAACAUGGCCUAAAAUUCCAGAGAACCCUGAGCCCUGAAAUUCACUGCAGCAACGUAUCUAUGGAACGCCACGACGUCCUCGUUAAUGUACGAAAUUAAAUUCAUCUGGUUCAUAUAACUCUGCAGCAGUGAUGGAAGUCGACGCCGAAUCCUCGAUCAAGUGUGAAAAGGACGAGCAGAGCAAGGCAAUUAUGGUGAUACUGGUGGGUGCGCCCGGUAGCGGCAAGUCCACCUUCUGCGACCUCGUCAUGGAAGCCUCUACCCGCCCCUGGGUUCGUAUCUGCCAGGACAGUAUUGGUGCCGGUAAAGCGGGAACAAAAACUCAGUGUCUUACAGCUGCAGCUGCUGCAUUGAAAGAUGGAAAAAGUGUAUUUAUCGACAGAUGCAAUCUUGAUAUGGAACAACGUGCUAACUUUAUGAAGCUUGGUAGCCCACAAGUAGAUAUGCAUGCUCUGGUGCUUGAUCUUCCUGCAAAGCUUUGCAUAUCCCGUUCUGUAAAGAGGACUGGGCAUGAAGGAAAUUUACAAGGUGGAAAAGCUGCAGCUGUUGUGAAUAGAAUGUUGCAAAAGAAGGAAUUACCUAAACUCAGUGAAGGAUUUUCGAGGAUCACUUUUUGCCAGAAUGAAAAUGAUGUUCAAGGGGCUAUUAGCAUCUAUAGUGCUCUUGGCCCAAUGGAUUCCCUUCCAAGUGGCUGCUUUGGCCAGAAAAACCCUGAUACCAAAAUUCAGCUUGGUAUAAUGAAGUUCCUCAAAAAAGUGAAUACCCCUGUUAAUACUGCAUCCAGAGAAAAUAGCUCAAAAGAUUCUGUGACCACUGAUUUUGUCAAAGACAAUGAUUCUGGAUUUAAAGGGCCAGAAGAUGCUAGUGGAACUGCUGGUAAGGUAAAGGAACAUGAAGAUCUGGCUGUGGGUUCUGUUAAUUGCGAUUCUUCUUUUGGCAAUAUUCCAACUUUGGCAUUUCCAUCUAUUUCAACUGCUGAUUUCCAGUUUGAUCUUGAAAAGGCAUCUGAUAUUAUUGUUGAGAAAGUUGAGGAGUUUGUGACUAAGCUUGGAAAUGCUAGGCUUGUUCUUGUUGACUUAUCUCGUGAAUCCAAGAUCUUGGCUUUGGUUAGGGCUAAGGCUAGAUGGAAGAAUAUUAACUCUGAUAAGUUCCUGACGUUUGUGGGAAAUAUAACUCGACUAUAUUCUGAAGGAGGUUUACGCUGCAAUGUGAUAGCUAAUGCUGCUAAUUGGCGGUUAAAACCUGGAGGUGGAGGUGUCAAUGCUGCUGUAUAUAGUGCUGCAGGUCCAGACCUGGAUGUGGCAACCAAGGAACGUGCUAGGUCUCUUUCCCCUGGAAAAGCUUUGGUUGUACCUCUUCCUUCAACUUCUCCCUUGUUUAUUAGGGAAGGGGUUACCCAUGUCAUACAUGUUCUUGGUCCAAAUAUGAACCCACAAAGGCCAAACUUUCUCAACAAUGACUAUAUGAAGGGUUGCAAAAUUCUUCGUGAGGCUUACACUUCAGUUUUUGAUGGUUUUGCAUCUAUAAUUAGUUUCCAAGAACCACAGCAUAAGGAUACGACUGAAAGACAUGGAUCUGCACUGUCAGAGUCCCCACUUGACUGUCAGAUAAGUUGUAUGAAUCAAUAUUCAAAUGCUGAUCAGAAGGUCAAGAGAGAGGGUAUCUAUGAAUCCGAGAGAAACAAAAAGUGCAAAGGCCUUCAAGAAGAAUGUGGGAGUGAAGCAACUGGUGCUACAGACAUAAAGGAGAAUACAAGUAGUGGAAAGAAAAAUGAAAGCAAGCCUGCGGCCUGGGGGUCGUGGGCUCAAGCUCUUUAUCGUAUUGCCAUGCAGCCUGAGAAGCAUAAAGAUACUGUGUUAGAGAUCUCAGAUGACAUUGUUUUGCUGAAUGAUCUUUAUCCAAAAGCAAAAAAGCACCUUUUAGUUUUGGCACGUUGCAAUGGUCUUGACCAACUUGCUGAUGUCCGUAAAGAACACCUUGAGCUAUUAAGGACAAUGCAUGCUGUGGGCUUGAAGUGGGCUGAGAAAUAUCUAAGUGAAGACAAAACAUUAGUUUUCCGCCUUGGGUACCAUUCGUGCCCAUCAAUGCGGCAAUUGCACCUUCAUGUAAUUAGUCAGGACUUCAAUUCUGAAUAUCUGAGGAAUAAGAAGCACUGGAAUUCAUUCAAUUCUCCUUUCUUCCGUGACUCGGUGGAUGUGAUGGAGGAAAUCGAUAAGCAUGGACAAGUCACCUUGGAAGAUGAUAGGCUCUUGACGAUGGAGUUGCGCUGCCACCGGUGUCGAAGUGCACACCCCAACAUACCCCGCCUUAAAUCUCAUAUAGCCCAGUGUCAAGCCCCCUUUCCCGCACCUCUGCUCCAAAAUGGUCGUCUAGUGCUUGUCCUGGAGAAAGAUGGCACCGCUCAAUAGGCGCCCAUUGAAGGUUUUUGGCUCCCACUGAUGCUGGCCUGUAAUUCUUGAAAUCCUUGCAAGUUCUGCCAUAAGCUGCCAUUGGAGCAUGAGAUGCAUAACGUAUCGAUGGAACAUGAGAGGGCAUUGCUAGGUUGUAUAUGCCAUAUUCCAAUCAAGAAAAGAGAUUUUGUGCGAAGCUCUGCUCUGCUCUCAUUCCUUUUCCGCUCACUCAAGCAGCAGGAAUUUUUUACACUUGAAGUUCAAAGAGCUGAAAAGAAAGGAAAAAGGAAGCAGAGAUGCCUAAAUUCUAGCUUUCUGGGAAAGUAGGUAUGAAACUGCUAACUGUGGGGCGUUUGCCUCACGAUUUAACUGUGCAACUCAGUAUGUAAAAGAAUGAUUUUUGAUAAUGAAUCAUAAUUUGACAUUUUUAUUCUCUUGUGUUUUAAAAUUUCUGUAUACUUGCUGUCCAAGCAAUAGAAUUAAACCCAAAAUAGUUUUGAGAGCACUGUCUGAUUUGCCUAAUCACACAAUUGGUUCGACAGUCAUAUUUACUUAGAUUCUCUAUGUAAAUGUUGACUCUAAGCAGAAAUGAUGCCUUCGUACUUGAGAAUCUUCCUGAUUC
Diospyros lotus (date-plum) is the source of this 3047-nucleotide messenger RNA. Its product is annotated as transcription factor bHLH140. Gene Ontology annotation, molecular function: single-stranded DNA binding; double-stranded RNA binding; mismatched DNA binding. Lineage: Eukaryota; Viridiplantae; Streptophyta; Magnoliopsida; Ericales; Ebenaceae. Bases 167 to 2443 code for a protein of 758 amino acids. Gene Ontology annotation, cellular component: nucleus. The transcript is spliced from 6 exons. The record is from RefSeq and is a predicted model, not a curated record. Gene Ontology annotation, biological process: double-strand break repair; single strand break repair.